UUGCGUGCCGGUAGUCGUUUUCUCCUCCCGUAUUUGAAUCCGAUCAAGCACACUUAUCCAUCAUAUGGUGGUGUUUGUCGCGUACAGAAUUUACCAAUUGCACUGUUCACUUCCGUAACAGGAACACUAGUGCUUCAUCGACGCACUGCAGCGGCCUGGAAAGAUAUGGCUCUUUUGUGCACAAGUCACUUCCGUCCGGAGGCCGUAUAUUCGUCCUAUUUCGGUGGAAGUGAGAAGCACCGAAAACCGAUCUCAUUCGAUCCGUAUGUGCCCUACACGGAUCAACCUUUAGAACCCCAAUCACCCUUAUAUCAACGAGUGAAAUUGGAAAAGAGUCCGCACAGUCGAGCCUCUCUGUCGGCGACUUAUCGAUCCAAUCCGAAGUCCACGCGAGCAGUGUGGACAAAAGACGGUGGUCGACUGCCUCUGGGUUUUCCAACUCCCACUCCUUACGUGUUGACCUUCCCGGAAUCGAUCCAAAGCUCCUUUUCCGGUGUCUACGUUCUGACCGUAACGGAUGGCUCUUCACAACUAGAGUUCCGGUACGAUGUGGAUGUAGUUGGACCGCCUGAGGUAAUCCGUUCCUCCCCGUCGCUUCUGCUCGUCAUGGAGGGCAAAAGUGCCGAGCUCGAAUGUGAGAUCGAUCUGUAUCGGACUUUGGUACGUCUGUCAUCAUGUCCAUCCCGUGUCCCGUUUUUAUCAAGUACCUUGUCACGUCGUGUUAUUGGUUUCCAGUGUAUGUGA
This is a messenger RNA of Echinostoma caproni, 744 nucleotides long. The record is from the annotation of a GenBank genome assembly. Lineage: Eukaryota; Metazoa; Platyhelminthes; Trematoda; Plagiorchiida; Echinostomatidae.